AAGAGAUGGGUUGCUCUGGACCGACAUCUGGAGCAGUUGUGACUUCGUUGAAGUUUCUUGUAGUGUUCCUUAUUUCCUUGGCUUUCGGAUGCGGAUAUGAAUCGUGUCCGAAAACCAAAGAUGGCAUGAUCAAUGUGCAUCUUGUGCCUCACACUCACGACGACGUGGGUUGGCUCAAAACCGUGGAUCAGUACUACUAUGGCUCUCAAAAAGACAUCACCCCGGUCUCGGUCAAAUACAUCCUCGAUUCAGUUAUUCCGGAAUUGGUGAAGGACCCCACCAAGCGAUUCAUUUACGUGGAAGUGGCGUUCUUUUGGCGGUGGUGGCAAGAGCAACACGAUAUCACGAGGAAUCAAGUUCGAACUCUCGUUCAUAAUGGACAAUUGGAAUUCAUCAAUGGGGGAUGGAGCAUGAACGAUGAGGCCGCCACUCAUUACAAUGCUGUCAUCGACCAAAUGACCUGGGGGUUUAGAAAGCUCAACGACACCUUUGGAGAGUGUGCUCGACCUCGGGUGGCUUGGCAGAUCGACCCUUUCGGGCAUUCACGGGAACAUGCCAAUCUUUUUGCGCAAAUGGGGUUUGAUGGCCUGUUCUUUGGUCGAUUGGAUUACGCGGAUAAGGCUCAGCGACUCAAGACCAAAACAAUGGAGAUGAUUUGGAAAGGUUCGGACUCCUUGGGCAAGUCCUCGUGGUUAUUCACUGGAGCUCUCUUCAAUGGAUAUUCACCUCCUAGAGGAUUCUGUUUUGAUAUUUUCUGCGACGAUGAGCCCAUCAUGGAUAAUCCUAGAUUACACGACUACAAUGUAAACAGACGUGUGGAUGAGUUCUUUAAAGCUGUCAAAGAUUGGAGUGAAGGCUAUUCUACGAAUCACAUCAUGAUGCCCAUGGGAGAGGAUUUCAACUAUAACAAUGCCCGUACUUGGUAUGACAAUCUAGACAAGCUCAUUAAAUACGGGAACGCUCGUCAAACUAAUGGAAGUCAAAUCAACCUCUUCUACUCCACACCCUCUUGCUACCUAAAAUCACUCAAUGACGUGGGCCAAACAUACACCACCAAAUCAGAUGAUUUCUUUCCCUAUGCAUCGGAUCCCCAUGCCUACUGGACUGGCUACUUUACCUCUCGACCAGCUCUCAAGGGCAUGAUCAGGGAGAGUAACAAUUUCUUGCAGGUCUGCAAACAGUUGGGCGCCUUGACCGAUCGGGAUUGGACCCCAGGUCCCGAGGGUGAUGUCUCGAAAAUGCGCGAGGUCGUGGCUGUGGCUCAACAUCAUGAUGCGGUGACUGGCACCGCUAAACAGGCUGUAACCUUUGAUUAUCAACAACGGCUUUCAGAGGGAAUCCAGGAUUGCCAAGAGGUGAUCAAAUACGCCUAUCAGAACCUCAUGCCGACAUCAAAGAGCUCAGCUGCUCCACCGGAAUUGAUAUUUUGCCCGCUGAUGAACACCACGGAAUGCCCUAUCACGGAAACGUCGACCCAACUCAUCGAUAACGUCUAUAAUCCUUUGGCUAGACCUGUGAGCAAGUAUGUUCGAUUGCCAGUUACUUCCCCCGGAUUCGAUGUGAUCGCUCCCAAUGGCCAAAAGAUCGAGACACAAGUGAUUCCCAUUCCAAAGCCGGUUCUUCUCAUCCCCGGUCGGAAAAGCUCGGCAACUUAUGAACUCAUUUUCAGGGCGGAUCUCCCACCCAUUGGGUUUAAGUCGUUCUUUGUCAUUAAGAACGCCUCUGUUGCCGAGAGGCAAUUGUCCAAGCCAUCGAGAAUGGCGAAGAAGGCCUUCCUUGGUAAAGGGAAGUUCCUCCUUGGGGUUGAUCGAAACGGGCGAAUUCAAAGGUUGUCUCACAAUGGAAAUGUUUUGGAUGUUACUCAAGACUACGUUUGGUAUGAAGGUCACCCCGGAAACAACUCCGAAUUCGAGUUCCGAGCCUCUGGGGCCUACAUUUUUCGACCCUGGCAUGAGAAACCUCAUGUUGCUCAACCCCAAGGUAAUCCUAUUGUUUAUAAAGGACCCCUCGUCGACGAGAUCCAUAUGAAUUUCGGCUUCAAUGUGAGCCAAGUUCUACGAGUCUACAAGGACAAACCCGAGGCUGAAAUUGAGUGGCUCGUUGGUCCCAUUCCCAUCGGAGAUCAUGUCGGCAAAGAAGUUGUUUCCCGAUUCAACACUCAAUUAGACACGAAGAAAACUUUCUACACGGAUUCAAAUGGCCGACAACUUCUGAAGAGAGAGAGGAACUUCAGACCUACAUGGAAUCUAAAUGUAACUGAGCCUAUCGCCGGCAAUUAUUAUCCCAUCAACUCUAGGAUAGCGAUGAAUGACGGCAAGACCUUUGUCACGGUUCUAACUGAUCGGAGUCAGGGCGGAAGUAGCUUAAAAGACGGUCAAUUGGAGAUCAUGAUUCACCGGAGACUACUCUACGACGAUGCGUUUGGAGUGGGUGAAGCCCUGAACGAAGAGGCCUUCGGUGAAGGAUUAGUCGUUCGAGGCAAGCACUGGCUCCAAGUCUCCUCCUCAGCUGAGGCCUCGGCCAAGAACCAUCGCCUUCGAGCCCAACAAGCUUUCAUGGACGCCCAGAUUAGCUUCACUCCGACAUCCUUGUCGUUCCAAGAGUGGAAAUCCCGAUACAACAUGGAAUAUUCUGCCCUCCAAAAUCCACUCCCAUACAAUGUUCACUUGUUGACUUUGGAGGAAUGGGCCGGUAAUUCCCGUGAUAGCCUGCUGAUCCGAUUAGAAAAUAUUUUUGACGCUCAUGAAGACCCUGAACUCUCAAAACCGGUUACUAUCUCUUUGAAAGAUCUCUUUUCUGGCUUCAGCGUAACCAACGUUGAGGAAACUAUUCUGGGUGCCAACCUCAGACGAGAUUGCCUUGAACGCCUCACUUGGAAUGUAGAGAAAGAUAAUGGCAUUCACAGUUCAAAUAAUACUGCGGGUGAGGCCGCACAACAAGAUAAGGAUUCCUCUAAAGUGACAUUAGGCCCUAUGGAGAUACGCACUUACAUCGUUGAUUUGGAGCCACGUCAAUAGAUUAUUUUCUAUCACUGCACUUUGGAGAGAGAGAGAGCAAUGAUGGGCAGCAGUUCUUCAAUUUGCGUACUUAUCUUCCUCAUUGGGAUAUUCUCCAUUACUUGGGCUCUGCCUAGUGAAAUGGCGGGUUGUGAGAAAGCCGAACCCAGGUCCACGUCAAAAGCUGGCCCAUGGGAGGAAAAUUAUCGCAUUCCGGAAGAUACUCUCCCAAUACAUUAUGACUUGUACAUGUAUCCGAACUUGGAAACUGACAAGUUCUCGGGCCACGUGACCAUA
Molecule: messenger RNA, 3293 nt
Organism: Tigriopus californicus
Lineage: Eukaryota; Metazoa; Arthropoda; Copepoda; Harpacticoida; Harpacticidae
Product: lysosomal alpha-mannosidase-like
Exons: 2
Coding region: 6-3017 (1003 amino acids)
Biological process (GO): mannose metabolic process
Cellular component (GO): lysosome
Molecular function (GO): alpha-mannosidase activity; carbohydrate binding
Source: RefSeq, a predicted model, not a curated record